Messenger RNA from Acyrthosiphon pisum (pea aphid), 2085 nucleotides. RefSeq lists its product as uncharacterized. Lineage: Eukaryota; Metazoa; Arthropoda; Insecta; Hemiptera; Aphididae. The record is from RefSeq and is a predicted model, not a curated record. Bases 166 to 351 code for a protein of 61 amino acids. The transcript is spliced from 2 exons.
AUAUUAUUAACGGUAGUGUUUUUUUUUCUCGUAGAAGAAGUCUGCAAGAAGAGUUUGAUUUCGGGGAAGACUCACGUGUGCAAAGUAUUGGACGACUGCAAGACAGCCAUUCAGGACAUUAGGGACAACGUCAAGUAUCCGACCAUUUGCAGUUUCAAAGGAAAAAUGCCAGUGGUGUGCUGUGCGCCGGAGACUGUGACCAGAGAAGAAAGACUAGCCGUAGAUGAAGUCAUUCCGGAAGUUUUACCCGGAAUAACGCUGCAUUUUCAAAGCUACAAAGAUGGAUUAGUCGAAGAUAAUCUCAUCACCUACUCUCGACCUCGUCGUCAAAUUGUGUCACGAAUCCGAUAAAACACACGAAUAAUAACACGCGAACAACGCAAUGUACAUUUUUAUGAAUCGAAAUGACCACCGAAUUCGAUUCACAUCCCAUACCGAAUCACAGACGACAUUGUGCCGACAGGUUGCUGCUGCAGUCCAUAUAUUAUUAUUAUUAUUAUUGUCCUGGUACCUGUUCACGAAUUGGCGAGGAAAAGAAAAUCACAAGACAUUAUAAUAUCGUACGACUUAUAAUAUUAUAACAUUUUAUUAUAUUAUUAUAUUGUCGUUGUGACAUGCUGACUCUCCUCUGCAUCACAUCACUCGUCGGCCCACGGAUUUUAUCACUUAAAAAAAAUACAAAAUAAGUAUUCGACUUUGUUCAAUUAUAUUAUAAUACGCGAAUAUCGACGGCCUCGUUGAAUAAUUGCAUUAGUCACCGGCAAUGUUGCGGAAACGGUUGCAUUUUCGCAUCGAUUAAAUAUAAUAUUAUAUCGGUCGGUCCGAAUGAAUCGAAGGGUCCGCAGGUGGUCGCAUAUAAUUAUUAACAUAUCACGGUCGCAUGAUACCUCAAUACAAAAUAACACAUAAAACAUAAGAAAAUGUUUUGAGCUAAUGCAGUCAGCCGAUGAAAAUAUCUUAACCGCAGCGACCGCUUUAUGGUCACCGAAGAUAAUAUAUUUUUGCGAUGCGAUUAUCGCGCGGGAAACCGGUCAUAUAUCACAUAUUAUUAUAUCCGCAACAGAAUUAUUAUUGUUAUUAUUUUUCUUAAACUAUCAUAAUAAUGUAGGUACAAGACGUGUCUGUGUAUGAUUUGACCGCAACCUAUUCUAAUACAUGUAUAGGUAUAGGUAUUAUCGUUUCGAACGCGGCUUUACUAUCGACGAUUCUUCGCGAUUUACGCACAUACAAUUUUACGUUCAUAUAUGGGUAUAAAAUAAUAUGUAACUGAUACCACAGUAACACUCUAGGUGUUCUGCAAUAUUGUUAUUUGAUAUUGCCGAGUUCGGUGAUUAGCCGAUACAGAACACAUUUUAAUUUUUAUGAUAAUUUAUGAUUUAUGUGCUUGUAUUUGCCGUGUUCUUAUUUGUCGUGAUUGAAAUCCGAAACCUGUACAACGAUAAUGCCUAUAGGUAUAAUAGGUAGAAAUAAAUAAUAAUAUUAUAAUAUUGGGUAAGCACUGCACCACCAUCCGUCUCCCAGCAGCAGUCCGGUCGUCACAACUAUAUUGCAACUAUUCUUUUAUGUAUGCAUCAAGCCUGCAUCUCCUUUCGGAUUUUUUUUUUUUAAUUUAAUAUUUUAUUAUUCUGUGCUUAUAAUAAGCAUAGAAAACACUUAUAAAAUAAAAUGUAUAAAUAGCGAUAUUCUAUGAGUAUGAUAUUUCAUUGAUUUAUGUAAUAGUGAUAUUUUCCAUUUUUUUUUUUUAAAUUAAUUUUUUAUUGUAACAAUAAGUAAAACAUCUAGUCAUUUUUGCUUUAUAAGCUACUCGUUAAAAAAUAGUACCUAAUUUGUUUUCGAAUAAAAAUAAAAAUUGUUAUAAUAAUAUUGCUAUAUACAUUUUUAAUUGGUGUAAAAUACUGAACAAUUAAUACAUGACUUGCCUUUUCAAGUAUAUUACAGUUUAUUAUUGAUCACUUUAAAAGAGCACAAUAUGUCCAAGUAUAGUAUGGCUACAUUUCAAUAUUGUAAUAUUAUAGGUAUUACCUACUCGUUUCUUUUAUACACAUAAUUAAAACGCAUAUUAUAUUUAAUAAAUAAACUGUUUGA